CCAGUUUGUCUUGGUAUUAGGUACCAUGCAGAUCCAAGCACAAGGGUAGAAACCAUCCUGGACCAGGCAGGUCAUCCCUGUAACGUAACUAACUCCGGAAGCUUCAACUAAAGGGUUGAGAUCGCUUUUUUUCUACACAACAAAACACUAGGCAAGGAAAAAUCCUAUCAGAAAAUCACAAUGUUAUCACAUUCUGCCAUGGUCAAAGAGAGGAAAAAACAAGCAUCAGCGAUUAUGGAUGAAAUACACAGAAAUGAAUCACCCAGCUUAAACCUUGGUAAAAAAGUCAGCACCCCCAGAGAUAUCAUGGUAGAGGAACUAUCGACGCUCAGCAACAGAGGUGCAAGACUCUUCAAGAGACGUCAGCGGAGAUCUGACAAAUACACAUAUGAAAACUAUCAUUACGUAGCAAACAAGCCAAGAAAUCGUGGAGAGCCCAUACAGAGUGUUAGAAUGGAUGGACUCAGUGUGGAAGGGAUUCACCAGCAUGCCCCAGUGACACCUCCUAAUACUCCUGAUCCCCGGAGCCCACCACAUCCUGACAACAUUGCCCCAGGAUAUUCUGGACCACUGAAAGAAAUUCCUCCUGAAAAGUUCAACACUACUUCUGUGCCAAAGUAUUAUCAGUCUCCCUGGAUAGAAGCUAUUAGAGAUGAUCCAGAGCUGCUGGAAGCUUUAUAUCCUAAACUUUUUAAACCUGAAGCAAAACCAGAACUGCCUGAUUACAGGAGCUUUAACAGAGUUGCCACUCCUUUUGGUGGUUUUGAGAGAGCAUCAAAGCUGGUGAAAUUCAAGGUACCAGAUUAUAACCUACUGAUGCUAAAUGACCCCAGAUUCAUGAUCCUCACAAACCCUCUUGCUACCAGAAGAUCCUUCAAUAGAACUCCAAAAGGAUGGUCAUCUGAGAAUAUUCCUGUAGUGUUCAUUCAGCCUUCAGAUUCUGACACUGUUCCAGAAACAGAGGACCUGUGAGAUAAGCUGCACAAAAAGCUGAAAGCUGCACAACCAUGUAUUUUGGUCCAAUCAUUACUAAAGGCUACCAACAAAAUUCUUCCUUGGCAAGUGAAGUAUGAAUAAUAAUGUCUGAUGCAAUGUCUCUUUUCCAGCACCUAAUUUCAUCUGUAGUCAUAACAUAAAUAAACUAAUCUGGC
Molecule: messenger RNA, 1151 nt
Organism: Melopsittacus undulatus (budgerigar)
Lineage: Eukaryota; Metazoa; Chordata; Aves; Psittaciformes; Psittaculidae
Gene: MYOZ2
Product: myozenin 2
Exons: 6
Coding region: 181-972 (263 amino acids)
Cellular component (GO): Z disc; actin cytoskeleton
Molecular function (GO): FATZ binding; actin binding; telethonin binding
Source: RefSeq, a predicted model, not a curated record